Tetrapisispora phaffii CBS 4417 is the source of this 267-nucleotide messenger RNA. RefSeq names its product signal peptidase complex subunit SPC1 (gene SPC1). Lineage: Eukaryota; Fungi; Ascomycota; Saccharomycetes; Saccharomycetales; Saccharomycetaceae. The record is from RefSeq and is a predicted model, not a curated record. Gene Ontology annotation, biological process: protein targeting to ER. The transcript has a single exon. Gene Ontology annotation, cellular component: signal peptidase complex; endoplasmic reticulum membrane. Bases 1 to 267 code for a protein of 88 amino acids.
AUGUCAGAAAUUUUACAAGAUAUAGGGAAGAAACUAGUUUUUCCAAUUGAUUUUAAAGCACAAUCCAGUUUGACAACUAAAUUGAACAAUAUCCUUUUAGUAGGAUCUAUUUUUGCGAUGAUAUACGGGUACAGUACACAAUCGUUAUCGAAUGCAUUCUACUCGUACAUUGCAUUCAUUAGUAUUGCGGCAAUGGCCGUUGUUCCAUCAUAUCCAAGCUAUAACAAGCAUAAAUUAGAAUGGGUCAAGCCAAAGAUAGCAUUGUAA